Aspergillus eucalypticola CBS 122712 is the source of this 455-nucleotide messenger RNA. RefSeq lists its product as uncharacterized. The transcript has a single exon. The coding region runs from base 127 to 387 and encodes 86 amino acids. The record is from RefSeq and is a predicted model, not a curated record. NCBI's taxonomy places the organism in Eukaryota, Fungi, Ascomycota, Eurotiomycetes, Eurotiales, Aspergillaceae.
CACGCCAAUGAGACAUUCAAUGCCUCAUUCCAGUGAUUCCACAGUACUGGACUCUCUGCAUGGAUCCCGGGACGCGUCAUAAAAUCCCACGGCCCGAAGCAAGCCAAAGACCCUGAGAGGCGAAUUAUGCGAACUGACAGCAAGGCAAACUGUUGUUGCAGUUAUGUCGCUGGUUCCUGCAUUCGGUCGGUGCAUGCAUCUGGUUCUGUUCUACGUUCUUACAAUCAUAAUCACACUCCAUACCUAAUUAUUUUGUCGUUGAUGGGAAUGUUUGAGCAGCAGGUGACUCCGACCACCAUUGCACAGACGAGCUCCGGGAAGGAACUCAGUGCCGUAGGGGAGCCAAUUAUGCCCGGGGUAAAGGGUUACUCUAGUACGCCAAUAUGACCUGCCAUCCUAUGGUCAAUUAAGAAGGAAUUGGAGGUUGAUUAUGCGUUCGUGAGGUAUGAAAAGUG